Messenger RNA from Cydia splendana, 2073 nucleotides. RefSeq lists its product as uncharacterized. The transcript has a single exon. The record is from RefSeq and is a predicted model, not a curated record. NCBI's taxonomy places the organism in Eukaryota, Metazoa, Arthropoda, Insecta, Lepidoptera, Tortricidae. The coding region runs from base 118 to 771 and encodes 217 amino acids.
AAUAGCUAUAGACUUCUGUCAUUUGGUUGUUGGUCUCGAAAAUUUAAAAUAAUAAAAAAUAAAUACCAAAUUGAUUGUCGACGUAUAACCUGCAGUAAUAGAAACCCUCAAAGUAUCAUGCCCUCUCUUAAAAAUUUAAAAACCAAGACCCCAGUCAAGCGAACAUGGCAGUCGGCAAGUUUCAACUUAGUUGACAAUCUGCCUGAGAUCGCCUUAGCUGCCAUAGUCCCUUCCAGGCGCCAGAAGGAAAUCUGUGAGUUUAUUAACUUCCUUCUCCAUGCGUUAGAGAGAAACUCCACCUGGCUUAAUAACAUCCUCAGUAGACAGCCUUACUUCAGAUGCGCCUUCAUGCUUGGUGCCGGACCUAACCGCUUCCAAAUCAAAGACAUCAUCUACCCUUCCGAAGACAAGAACGUCAAACUUCAAAUCGAACUUAAAGACUCCGAGGAUUUAGACAAAAUUGCAAUCGCAGCACUAUUCAAGUUAACCAAUUCUGAAAUCCAGAAAAUCUUGGAGUACAUAAAAACUAAAUUGUAUGAUAACAUUAUUUUGAAAGACGACAUGCUGAAAGGCAAAUCUAUGGGGAUCCAGUACGCCCUUUUGAGACCGUUCAAUGAUAAACAGUACCGCGUUGCAGAGCGCAUCGUUGUCGGCACUUCAAUGAAGUGUAUGUUACCUGCUCGUUUUCGUGAUGACUCCCCAUCCAAAUCUCCACCAGCAAAGAAGAUCAAACUAGAAAACAGAAGGGUACGUGAACGUGUAGUGGCUUAGCACACUAGCAAACAGAAAACAUAACCGUAAGUGAGCGUUUCUUUUAUUUUUUGGCAUUUUUAUAUAUCGUGACAUUUUUUGCCACUUUUGUGUUAUUUCUACUCAGAAUCACGAGCUUUUUCGAUCCUAAUGGGAUAAAAAAAUGUCCCUGAGUUUUUUUCCUAUUGUGUUACCAUUUCCCCAUACACUUUGUAUGGCGGUAACAAAAAGGAAAGUUUGAGAAAUGUAUGGAAAUUUUAGGACACUUUUUUUCUCCUAUAAGGAUGAAAAGGGCUCGCGAUCCUGACUAGAAAUAACACAAAAAUGGCAAAAAAGGUUACAAUAUAUAAAAAUGGCAAAAAAUAAAAGAAACGCUCGUGUAACUUGUAUUUGACUCACUAUUAAAGAAAAACCUUGAUAAUCAGACACUGAAAGACAAGCGGCGCGAUAUGUACAUAUAAAAUACACUGAUCAGUGAGACAUUUGUACAUUGCCGCCCUAGGUAUGCACUAUGUAUUCCAAUUCCCGGACAAUAUGAAAUAAAAUGGUCAACAGUUACGGCGCACCGCGGUGUGUCAUUGCGUAAUGGCUUCAAUUUGGUGCGACUGGGACGCGAAGCGCACUAAAUUAUACUCAUUUUUGCGAUGAUCGCUUCCGAUUACCUGUGAUGGCGCGCUCGCGUUACCGCGAACAGUCCGACUAACGAGCGCUCCGAUUCAACAUCUCACAUAUUGUAAUAAAAUGUACAGGAAAACUGCUUGUGUCAUUGGUAGUUUUUAGACGAAGUGGGCCAGGCGUAUCGGGCGGUUUUUCAUCUCCAGCGAGCGGCCGGGAUCGAUAUCUUGGGAAUCAGGGCAACCGUGCGCUAACUUACAGCCACAAAUCCUUCCUCCAGAAAUUAUUACAAUGGCACUCCGCCCCCGCAAACAGAAACUAUAGUUUUUCGUCGGAUGCUGCGGUGUUUGAGAAACUUUCCGAUGCUUAUCGGUUGGCAUAAAUCAAUUGAACCUUGGCAGAGGCCGCGAAAGUCGGGCUCUGAGCCCUUUUUCUAACUCGGGACCCGCCAUUCGGAUUAAGGAAAUGCUGACCGUUACGUAAUUGGCGUAAUAUGUGAUUUAUUGGUUCUGAGAAUUUGUGUGUACGGAAUAUUAAGCCGUUACUUAAGUUCUGGUUACAUAAAUCGUGGUUUCGAAAAGGCAAACAUUGGCUCUAGUUACGAGUACAACCAAACCGGAUAAGAAAUGUAAAAGAAAACUUCAUUAUCUUACUUGUAUUAAUAUUUGUGAAAACAUUUUUAAUUUUUAAGUUUUCACUUAUUAAAAA